Panicum hallii is the source of this 1628-nucleotide messenger RNA. Its product is annotated as renalase. The transcript is spliced from 8 exons. The record is from RefSeq and is a predicted model, not a curated record. The coding region runs from base 69 to 1502 and encodes 477 amino acids. Lineage: Eukaryota; Viridiplantae; Streptophyta; Magnoliopsida; Poales; Poaceae.
GAAAAAAAAAGCCCCCGUAAACAGAUAACGGUACGGUUCGCGCUCUCGCGUUUCGUCGAACAGCCGUGAUGCCGCCGCCUCCCCUCGUCGUCCCUGCCACCGCGCUCCCGGCGGCCCGCCUCGCCAGAGUGAUGGCCGCCUCCUCCGGCAGCGGAGGCGCGCCCCCGCGGCGGGUGCGGCGCGGGAAGCCCGGGUUCUCGCGGCGGUCGGCCAUCAAGAAGAGCUUCCACCAGGAGCAGGUGGUGUUCUCCACGCCCGUCCCCGCCGACCCCACCGUCGCCGUCAUCGGCGGCGGCGCCUCCGGACUCGCCUGCGCGUCCGCGCUCGCCGCCCGCGGCGUCCGCUCCGUCGUCUUCGACACGGGGAUGCACGGCCUAGGGGGCAGGAUGGCGACCAGAUUCGUCGACGGCGGCGAGCAGCUGGUGUUCGACCACGCGGCGCAGUUCUUCACCGCGAGCGACGAGAGGUUCCAGAGGCUGGUGGACGAGUGGCUCGACAGAGGGCUGGUCCGUGAGUGGAGUGGCUUGAUCGGCGAGCUCGACGCCGGUGGCCGUUUCAGGCCCAUACCUUCGUCGACGCCGAGGUACAUCGGUGUGAACGGGAUGCGCUCACUUGCAGAUGCAAUGCUGCCUGAGACUGAUAUGAUUAAAGUUGUGCGGCCUUGUUGGAUAAGCAAACUUGAGCCGUUCAAUGGCCUGUGGCGCUUGUUUGAGAAUGAAAAGCCUCGUGGUGAAUAUGAUGCAAUUGUGAUAGCUCAUAAUGGGAAAUGUGCCAACCGUCUGCUCUCUACAUCAGGAUUACCAUUGCUUACAAAACAGAUGAAGAGACUAGAGCUCAGUUCUGUCUGGGCACUCCUUGCAGCAUUUGAAGAUCCUCUUCCUAUCCCACAUAAUGAUUCUCACGGAGUGUUUGAAGGAGCGUUUGUAAGAGAUGUUGAUUCUCUCUCUUGGAUGGGCAACAAUACCCGUAAACUUUUUCCAAUGCAGACGGGUACACCUGAGUGCUGGACAUUUUUCAGCACUGCUGCUUAUGGAAAGCGAAACAAAGUCCCGCAGGAAAAUAUCCCAAAAAUCACAGCAGAAAAAGUUAAGGAAGACAUGCUUGGAGGAGUAGAACAUGCUUUGGGGUUAUCCAAAGGAUCUCUUCAUCAACCAAUUUAUACAAGAGUGCAGUUGUGGGGUGCAGCUCUGCCCAUGAACACUCCAGGAGUACCAUGCAUAUUUGAUCCCCUUGGACGAGCAGGCAUUUGUGGUGACUGGCUUACAGGUUCAAGCAUAGAAGCAGCAAUUUUAAGUGGAACGUCUCUUGCAAACCAUAUAGCUAAUUACUUUGUGAGUCACGGUGAAAGGCCCGAAGAGUUUGGGAUUGGUUUGCAUGAGAACCUAAACAAAGUUGAAGGGCAUGAUAUUGGUCAGUUUCCCGGGAUAGACUCUCAGAAGCCACAAGUAGCACAAGCUCAGAAGCCACUAGUAGCCCAAGCUCAGUUGACGCCGAGUAUAUGAUGAAUGGCGAUUUUGUACUGAUUGUCCAUGUAGUUAGUAAAUGAUAAGCUGAUUUUUAUCUCUUUUUUUUUGUUACGAGGAACUUGUGUAUUGUAAUAUGCAGAAUGUACAUGUAUCAUUGAUGUA